Messenger RNA from Phasianus colchicus (ring-necked pheasant), 2862 nucleotides. RefSeq names its product leucine rich melanocyte differentiation associated (gene LRMDA). Lineage: Eukaryota; Metazoa; Chordata; Aves; Galliformes; Phasianidae. The record is from RefSeq and is a predicted model, not a curated record. Gene Ontology annotation, biological process: melanocyte differentiation. Gene Ontology annotation, molecular function: protein binding.
GACCCGCCGCCGUCUGCGGAGCACCGUCCCGACCCCCCUCCGCCAUGGCAGGGCUAGUAGUGAGCGGAGCCCAAGUGUCCUACAUUAGUCAAGACUGUGAAGAAAUUCCUGAAUUCCUGGGAAGAAAAUAUGGACAUAUAGCAAAAAGACUAGAUCUUAGCUUCAACUUGUUAAGGUCACUAGAAGGACUGAAAACAUUCAGUUACUUGGAAGAGCUGAUCUUGGACAACAAUCUACUCGGAAAUGACCUUCUGCUACCCAGGUUACCCCACCUCCACACCUUAACGCUCAACAAGAACCAAAUAACAGAAUUAGAAAGCCUUUUGGAUCAUUUGGCUGAAGUUGUGCCCUCACUACAGUAUCUCAGUUUGCUUGGAAAUGUUGCCUGCCCAAAUGAAUUGGUCUGCAAAGAAAAGGAUGAAGAUGACUACCAGAGGUACAGGUACUUUGUUCUGCACAAAUUGAAAAACCUGAAAUUUCUUGAUACUCGACAAGUAACAAGGAAAGAGAGAGAGGAAGCUCUGGUUAGAGGUGCCUUCAUGAAAGUGGUUAAACCCAAGGAUGCUAAGGCCUCCAGCGAUGCUGCUUCUAUCUCUCCAGAGAUGAGCUAUACACCUCUACCUUCAGGAUCCAGAGACCUCACCAAUCACAGAGGCAUCUUGGGAAAAUGCCGCUACAUUUACUAUGGAAAACAUUCUGAAGGCAACAGAUUCAUCCGAGACGACCAGCUAUAAAACACUGCACUCUUUCAUGCCACUUCAGUCCCUCCACAUGAGAAGCACGAAUUGAAUCUAAAUUUUAAGCCUGUAACUAAAGUCCUCUAGUGCCUUCUGCUGACUUUGCCAGGCCUGUCAAGAUCAUCCUUCCAUCUCAGUCUGAGUAGUCACAUAGAGAUUGACAUGAUUGCCUUUAAGCAGGUCCCAUCCACCAGCGUGACAGACAGCUGUGGCAGAGCACCCGGCCUGACAGGAGGAGCCCAGUGAUGGAUUGCCCAGUCCAGCUGCUGCACGCAGGAGAGCUGGGGUCACACCUGGGCCUUCACUGAGCAUGCUCCAUUGGCUGGCGCCACACAAAAGCAGCAUGUUUAUCUCCUCCUCGCCUGUUGAGUGAGAGUGCUGGUGAUAUCAAAGUGUUUAUAAAAGAGUAGGGCUGUAAUUUCAGAUGAAAAAGCCCCUUAUCUGCUCUAAGUUUUUUUUGUUGUUUUUUUUUUUUCCUUGUGAAUUAAGUGCUUUUGUUUCUAUCAUCUCCUAUAUGCUCACACAAAUCCUCUUCAUAGGGUGUUCUUGGUUUUUCCACAGAUGAGCCUGUAUGGAUUAUUCUUUCUUUCAACAGGAAAAGAUAUAUCCAGAAAAUAUUUCAUCAGUGCAAAUUACAAUCAAUUUAUAUUUUUGCUUAUAAGGAAAGGAAAAAGGUUUGAACAGCUUUACAGACAAACAAAAUUUUCUAAUUAUUAAAUAACAUCUCAAAUUUAUUUACCUUGAUCUUCAGAAGAGGGGUCAUUUUUAAUACUGCAGUAGUAGCAUAGGUUCUCUCUGUAGUCGGAAAAGUACUCGAUUAUAAUAUUGACAAUGUAUAUUAUUCCUGGCUUAUUAUGCAAUAUAUACUUUAUUUGUGUAGAGAGUACAUGUAGAAUUAAACACUUAAAUUUGGAAGGAAAAAAGGGCUUAAAAAGUGGGAUGUAAAAUAAAAUUGCCACCAGAUGGAUAUGAUUACUCAGCAGGGAAAAAUGUCAAUAAAAGUAACUGGCGGAAUUAACAUAAUUAACAGCUUUACUAAUAUGUUCUGGAGAAAAGUUCUGUUUAAUCCCAUUUGAAGUCUACAUAAGAAAGGCUACUGUAAGGUUUUCAGUGAAAAACCAACAAUGCAUAGCCUAUUUCUUGCUUCUCUAAAAAAUGGAUUGAGAUACUUAGAAUCACGAGCAUCUUUCUGUGAAAAAUGAUCCUGAUAAUUAACAAAUAUAUCAUGUUAAGUGCUACUAGUUACAGUGUGAUUGGCAUAGGAAUACGCAAAAAUACUGUCCUCUGGGCUGUUCAUAACACAUGCAUAUUGUUCCUGGCUGAGUGUCAUCACUCUCUGGCUGCAUUUGGCUUGACUGUAAUUAGAUGGUGCUCUUAGUUUACUUUCCUAAAGGAUAAAUGUUAACUUUUAGAAGUUGUCCACUGUUUUUGGCUAUUGUCAGCUGUUCUUGUGGGUAGAAGCAAACUGGAUGUUGAAGCCAAUCACAAAAUUUGAUCUGUGUAAAAUAGUGAGACUGAUGGAGUGACAAAGGAAAGCUUGCUGCUACUGAGGGUUUGAGGCCUUGCACAGUAACUGGAAGACUUCAUUCACUCAAGAAGUCUGUAGUAAAUGAAGCAGAUACUUAAAAUCUGUGAUGAACAAUAUAGAGUGAUCUAGUUCAUACCACCUGCGGAGCGUGUCUUGUAUUCUGAGUUUAAAUUGAACACUGAGCUGCUUGCUAUAUAAACUGGUGUCUGGAAAGUAGGCUUUGGUCACUUGUAAUGACUCUGCUAAUUUCCUGCAUAGUUACAGUGUCCUGCAAGUUAUCCUAGGAGAUCCUAGAGAAAGGAAAACUACAGGCCUUUUUUUUUUUUUUUUUUUUUCCCAGAAAGAGUCCUCAGAAGUAUUUAGGGCACUUGUCUUCUCUCUUGGCUACUGAAAUAACAGCAAUUCUUGUUUGUUCAUAUUGUAUUGUUCUUUUUGAAGUCUACACAUGUUUUGGCCAUGGCAUAUUAUAGGCAGCAGGUUUUGAAUACGGGUCUUUAGAAUAACCUAAUGUCACUUUCAGUCUGGUUGCAUAUAUGUUCUUGUCUUUAUAAAAGGCUUUAACCCUGCCUCAAACAAUAAACAGCACUUGCAAACUGA